UAUCCAAUCGGUGGCCAGCCCACUGUUUAGACUCCCUCACGCUGUGUACUGAGUGAGGUUGAGGAGAGGAGAUCAUGGAGGUGUAGUUUUUGGCUUCUGUACCGUGCAUGCUAAUGCCAAGCAGGAGGCAUUUUCUGCAGGGGAGCAUUCUCCAGGACAACACUGAAGGUAUGACUCUUCUUUCUGUUCUGUUUCACCUCUUUGCUCAUUCAAGCGCACACACUGUAUGAAACACUGACUUUUAUUUAAAGGUAAAUGUUUAUUACUUGUUGAUGCAAUUUCGUUUAAUAGCAUUAUUGUCUGGUAUUAGUUUCCAGAUUAGUUUUUGUUCCUUUUCAGGAAUACAUGAGUGAAUAAAGGUAUGGCAAACUGAUAAGCAGACUGAUAUGUAAUACAUAGAAAAUAGCCAUAGUUAUAAAAGGGAUGGUGGACAUUAAACAAACUAUUGCACUAUUCCAUUUCACCCAGACUUUAGCUGUGAUUACACAUGGACACCAAUUGCAACCUCUUCUUUUUUGACUAUUUCUCUCUUUUAAAACAGCACACAAUGGAGGACGGCCAAGAUUUCUCCCUUUGUGGUAAAGAGGCUGUAACUGAAGCUAAUCUGAGAGAUGAGUACUUUUGGAAGCUGAUUGCGGACUUCAUUGGUCCUCAAUCCGGAGAAGGAUUAGAGCUUGAAAACGCGCCAUGCAAGAACAGACUUUUGAUUCAAGUAGGACUAAUGGCAGAGGACAAUAAUUUUCCAUGGGUUGCCAUUGUAGAUUGGCUGAUGAAAAUAUUCCCCAGUCAUCGGUCAGCUGACUUUCGUCGUUUGGUUGAAAGAGGAAUCGCAACAACAUUGAGUCUGGGAAGUGAUGCAAGGCUGACCUUCCUGGAAUCAGACGUCAACUUUAACUUUGUUGGCCCAAUAUGUGACAGCAUCGGAGUUGAACGGCAACUUCUUUUGGAAAUGAGGGAUUUUAAAGAGCGAGCACAGUCAAUUGAAGUCACAAAUGGAUUGAUUCUUGAGUUGAGCAACUUUGUCACCAGGGAGAAAAUUGCACCAGUUGUUUUAGUUACUUGGCUUAGAAACUUCAACCCUGACUUUUGUGAGAAUGGGGAUAUUCAAAAGGCAUAUAAAGUCCUUAGACCCAAGAUAAAGAAGUUAAAACUGCAUUACCGUAAUUAUGAAACAAGGAGUCACAGGAGGAACGCAGCGAUGGAAAAUCUGCUUCAAAAUUCAUUUGAACUGGUGCGGAAAAAAACGCCAAGAUUUAUCGUGAAGAAACGAAUGAAACGAGACGACUCCAUCAAUUAUGAAAAGGUUAUAAUCAAGGAGGAGUACGAGAGCUUUGAAAUCAUGGAAGGGGAGGAGUCUAAGGUGAACAGAGUAGUUGUUAAGAAAAUAAUACUGAAAGAAGAAGCCUCAGUACACGAUGAGAGUGAUGAGGAUUCGGAUAAAUCCAACAUGGGAGAAGAAACCUCCGAUGUCAAACAAGAGUCCCUGACCCUGCUCGACAUUUCAAUGCUGUCUGUGCAAAAGCUGUCCAGUGUGUACGGUGGAAAAAACGAAGCAUGCAAGCAAGUUUGCUUAGAUCUCCUCAAAAAUCAGUACGCUCUAACAUGCAAGGAGCAUCCAGCCAUGGCAAAAUUUGAGAAAAAACUUGACGCACUCUGUGAAGACAUCUCACUUGUUUAUCCUGUGGUGUUUUUAAACUACAACGCCAAUUUCCUUGUUGACAUGCAUGAUGCUGUGGAGCAGCAGAUCAUGGCCUUUGAAAAGGAAAUCAUUCUAUCAACGGGAGAGAAACUAGGCCGCGACAAGCUUCCACAAUUCAAGAACUUUGUGAAUUUGUCCGAAAGUGCCACUUCACGCUAUAUCCACAUGGCUUGUGAUAUCUUAAGCCCCAGCAGCCCUGGCAUGCAGGACUACAGGAAACACUGGGUAGCUUUCUGUGAGGAAAAGAAAAAUCCCUGCAGACUUGCAGUAAACCAGUCAAAUCGAUUCAACAACUACUUUGAAGCUGCAGCGGGUCUCACCCACCAUUACAAAGAGAUGGCUCUCUUCUUCUCUGAUUUGCUGUCAAUGAACAAUGAUGCAAACAUUAUUCUGGAGUGUGUUGCUGCUGAUGCUAAUGACUCUGUGAUACAGAGCCUUGUGUGUGUUCUGGCCAUCGUUUACUGCAAAAUCCUCGGUCCUUACUGGCAGCUUCUGAAAAGCGAAGGAGAGUACUCUCUCUUCAGCCAGUACAUACUCUGCCUCUACCAAAAGUUCCUCGAUUGGUCCAAAGAUCCUUCAACGCUGCUGGAACCUGAAGGGGCCACAAAUGUUUUUCUGCAAUUCCCAUUGCAGGAGAAAACCUUUGAUGGAGUGUUUCAUUUCUGUGGCCAAUGGCACACAAAUAGGGAACUUAUAAGAGCAUGCUUGAAGAGGGUAGUGAAGGUGAUUGCUGCCGUCACGGAGGAACACCUGAAGGAUUUCCUGCCAGGAGGAACCUUCUCUCAAGUCCCUUCACCAGAUUUGAGCUCACAACUUGUCAGUUGCACCUUCUCCGUCUUGAUGGCUGAAUAUCCCUUCAGCCCUGCAGAAGAAGAUACCAUUAAGAAGAAAAAGCUUGACAAGUCCUCCAAACACUCCUCACAGAAGAACUUGGAUAGCUCUCAGGAAGAUGAUGACCGAUCUGGUUCAUCUCACGACGGCUCCGAUGAAUUUUCUGGUUGGCCCGUUAAAAAGAAUACAAACAUUGGCCAAAAGGAUACCUACAGUCCACAGAUUAAGAAAGGGAGUAAAGAAAAGGGAGCAAAGGUACAUGAAGAGCAUGAGGAGAACAUGGAUAGGGAGUACAUAAUAGCCACAGUAAGCAGAAACGGAGGGCCGUGCAAGACGCAGCAAGAUGUCGAUAAAAUGAUGCUGCGUUUUGAAGGAAAACCCCGGGCUGAGAAACGGGAAGGAAUCCGUUGUGAGAUACUGUACCAAAAAAUGAUUCUGAACAACACAGACCAAAACUUGUUUUGUACUUUCCACAACACCACACACAUGGUGUUGAAGCUGAAGCUCUCACUUCCUCGUGUUAAGCCUGGGUACUCUCUUGUUUGGGCGCCUAAAAAGACAAAAACAAAGCCUGUGUUCCAAAAUGCAACGGAUGCUGCGACUGGUUGGAAUAUUACAGCUGCACAUGAUGGCAUCUAAAAUAAAAAGUGUGGUUUUGAGGGAUAGGGGAUGAUCGCGUUAGCAUGUGACGUCCUCAUAUGAUUUUAUAUUUGCAAACUAAUCAGAGAUUACAUACAAUGACCUCAAUUUUUCCACACAUUUGAAAUGAUGAUAAUAAUAAUGUAUGAUUCUGUGAAUACCAGAUGCAGUUGUCAUGUGUUACAAAUUGUAUUUUCAAUGCCAAAAGUUGAAAUUAUAAGUUUUGAUUUAGCUCUUAUACAGUUGAUAUGGUUGUAUAAGUUGCAUGGUGCUAUAUUGUAACAAGGCUUUUCUAGAAAGGUAACUUUUUUGUUGCUGAGAAAGAAAUGUAAUUUGUUUGAUACAAGAUUGUACCCAUUGUAAGUAUGCAGAGGUCAGACUUGAAAUAUGUUGUAUAAACAAAAAAACUCUGGCUUUGUUCAUAUGUUGUUAUUUCCAGCCUAUAGAAAUGGUUUGGCUAAAGUCUAGUAAGUGACUCAUCUGUCAGGGUUUUGGUUUUGUACAAUCACACAAUCACUUGUUUCUCAGAUUCAACGGGUAUUUGUGGUUGCGCCACACUCAUGAACAAUGUCAAUGAGUUCCUGCUUAUAAAAGUGUUGACUGGGAGGGGCUCAAGAAAAUAGGGAGGCAGUGAUGAAAGAGGGGUCACUGUGCCAAAUGUCAAGGCCGUUUGUUUUCCCAAGUACAUUAGCAAAGAAAGGAACCUUACACACUGCUACUCUUAGACAAGA
Molecule: messenger RNA, 3900 nt
Organism: Cottoperca gobio
Lineage: Eukaryota; Metazoa; Chordata; Actinopteri; Perciformes; Bovichtidae
Exons: 3
Coding region: 488-3169 (893 amino acids)
Molecular function (GO): 3'-5'-RNA exonuclease activity
Source: RefSeq, a predicted model, not a curated record